AUGGACGUGUGGGAAUGGCAACCGUCGACGACUUCACCCACGUAUUUUAAAAAUAUCUGUCGAAUUAGGGAUGAAAUUGUGGGCAAGGCGGGUUCCAUUCCAUUGCUUCUUGCUCGAUUGGAGACGUUCUCAAGCAUGGGGAAGAUUACGGUGGGUCGUGUUUAUGACUGGAUUAGGGCCCCGACCGGGGGGCCGCCAUGGGGCCGACGAAUUUGGGACCACUCGAUGACUCCCAAACACUCUUUCAUUCUUUGGUUAGCUGCCCUUGAUCGGUUGCAAACCCUUGAGAAUGUGGCAAAUUUUCAGGUUGUUGAGAAGACUUGUGUGAUGUGCGGAGCGGGGAAUGAGGACCGUGAGCACUUAUUUUUUCGGUGUAGCAUCUCGAGAGACGUAUGGGACCGAAUACGUAUAUGGCUAGGGAUCUCACAAAGACCAACUACGCUACGGGCUGCCUUGAAAUGGCUCGUAAAGGAUGUAAAGGGUAAAUCGUACCGAAGCAAGACGAGACGAUGUGCUUUGGCGAGUGUAGUUUAUCACAUAUGGGAGGCGCGGAACAAACGAAGGUUUGAUAUGACGGAGACUACGGUAGCCGCCCUUACUCGGAGGAUUCAAACACAUGUUUACUCAGCUAUGUUCAUGCAGCACCCGGAAUUGACGACCAACAGCGGCGGCCGGUUCAUCAUGGACCACAUUGACGCCAACUAG
Erythranthe guttata (spotted monkey flower) is the source of this 705-nucleotide messenger RNA. NCBI's taxonomy places the organism in Eukaryota, Viridiplantae, Streptophyta, Magnoliopsida, Lamiales, Phrymaceae. The record is from RefSeq and is a predicted model, not a curated record.